AUGGCGGGGCGGAGCCGCGGCCGCCACCUGCCGGCGGCGCGUGCGCACUGCGCGGCGGUGAACUCAGAGGGGGCCGGGCGGUCCCGCUGCGCGUGCGCGGUUGGGGCGUUCGGUGGGCGCGCGCGGCACCUGUGGCAGCGGUCCCCGCCCCCGCCGUAUAGGAGUUCUUCACAAAUCCCUUGCUCGGUUUGCCAUCCCUUCAGAAGAGACUUGAAUGCAACUCAUUCAGCCUUGCUGUUGCACAACACUCAGUUAAGUGGAUUGUCAAGUUGCCUUGGAAAAACCCCCACAAUAAAUCAACAGAAGAUGUUUCAUGUUUUUCAGUAUCGGCCUUUGAGACUAAUAACCCAAAACAGUCUUUCUAGCAUGCAUUUAAAACUGAUGCUUUCAAGACCUGUUGCAUUGGCACAGAUAUGGAAGUCGUGGUUCUCAAGCCAUUCUCUUCUUGGAAACAAAAAUAUUAUCUUGAUGGGACCUCCGGGUGCUGGGAAAACAACAAUUGGGAGAAUAGUAGGCCAGAAACUAGAUUGCCCUGUCAUAGACAUAGAUGAUGAUGUCCUUGAAACAACGUGGAAUAUGAGUGUGUCAGAAAAACUGCAGAAUGUUGGUUAUGAAGAAUUUCUAGAGGAGGAAGGGAAAGCCCUGUUGAAUUUUUCAGCAUCUGGAAGUGUCAUUUCCCUUAGUGGGUCCAAUCCAAUGCAUGCUGCUGGCAUGCAGCACGUGAAGAAAAAUGGAAUAGUUGUGUAUCUGGAUGUGCCCACAACAGUCAUUAUGAGCAGGCUGAAAUCAAUGGCAGUGGAUCGCAUCAUGGGCCUGUCUGCUGGUAAUUCCCUCAAGGACAUACUUCAGUUUAGGAAGCCAUUUUACAAAAGGUGGCACGACAUCCGUGUUUUUUGUGGAGAGGAUGUUGCGGCAGAAGUUGUAGCAGAAAAGGUACUUGAUGCUGUGAAGAGAUACCAAGACUCGGAACUGGAAACCUUCAUUUCAACUCGGUCUAGUAGGUCUGGAAGGAGUAUGGAAAAAGACUCUCAUAAGUAUUUCAGUGACGUUGUUAUUCAGGGCUUAGCCCCUGAUGGAGGACUCUUUGUUCCUGAGAGACGACUUCCAAAAUUCACUGCUGGAGAAUGGCAAGGUCUAAUAGAAGCAACGUACGUUGAAAGAGCUGAGGUCAUACUAGAAAGAUGCAUACAUCCUACUGAUAUUCCUGCUUCUAAGCUGGCAGAAAUUAUUGGAACUGCUUAUGGAGAAAACUUCAGUUGUUCUAAAGUUGCCCCAGUUAGGCAUUUGGCAGGCAAUCAGUUUCUUCUGGAGUUAUUUCAUGGACCAACAGCAUCAUUUAAAGAUUUUGCAUUACAGUUGAUGCCACAUUUAUUUGCCUCCUGCAUUCCCAGAAGCUGCAAUUACUUGAUUCUGGUAGCUACUUCUGGGGACACAGGGAGUGCUGUCCUAGAUGGCUUUAGUCGUCUCCAUGACACUGACAAACAGAGAAUUGCUGUGAUGAAUUUUUUUCCUGAGGAUGGAGUAAGCCCGAUUCAAAAAUCACAGAUGAUUGGCUGUCAGAAAGAAAAUGCAUGGUCAGUGGGUGUCAAAUCUGACUUUGAUUUUUGCCAGACAGCUAUAAAGCAAAUCUUUACUAAUUCUGAUUUUACUGGCUUUCUUACAGUAGAAUAUGGAACUGCUUUAGCUGCAGCAAACUCCAUAAACUGGGCACGACUGCUUCCUCAGAUAGUUUAUCAUGCUUCUGCAUACCUUGAUCUUGUUCAUCAAGGUGUUACUCCUUUUGGUACCCCUGUGGAUAUUUGCAUUCCUACAGGAAACUUUGGCAACAUAUUAGCGGCUUUCUAUGCUAAAAUGAUGGGAAUUCCUAUCAGAAAAUGUAUUUGUGCUUCCAAUGAAAACAAUGUUUUGACGGACUUCAUAAGAACAGGUGUUUAUGAUUUGAGGGGAAGAAAAUUAAUUUCCACUUUUUCAUCAGCAGUAGAUAUUUUGAAGUCCUCCAAUCUUGAACGAUACUUGCACCUGAUUGCUAAUGAAGAUGGACAACUGGUAACACAAUUAUUUAACCAGCUGGAAGAUCAGGGCCACUUCCAGCUAAGGAAAGAUCUACUUGAAAAGCUUCAGCAGGACUUAGUGGCUGGCUGGUGCUCUGAGGAGGACUGUCUAGCUGCCAUUCACUCUGUGUACAGUACUACAGGAUAUAUUUUGGAUACACACACAGCUGUUGCUAAAGUAGUUGCAGAUCGAUUGCAAGAUAGAACUUGCCCAAUUAUUAUUUCAUCUACAGCUCAUUAUUCUAAGUUUGCACCUGCUAUCUUAAGGGCCUUGAGGAUUGCAGAAAUAAACCAGAAUCCAUUAAGUCAGCUUCACUUACUGAGUUCUUACAGCGCUCUGCCUCCAAUCCACUGGGGCCUGUUAGAGACCCUGAAAAAGACAGGGAAUGGGGAUCACCAGGUCUGUGCUGCCGAUAUGAGUGUGCUGAUGCACCACAUAGAAACCCUAAUCCAAAAUCAUUUCAUGAAAGUUUUUUGAGCAACUGAUCCAAUGUCCCCAGUGUGAAUUGCAAUACUGUCUUAACAAGCAGCAUGUUUUACUAAAGCCAUCAUUCACCUGGGCUGUGUCCAGUCCACAGCACAACAUCCACAGUUUUAUACUCAGUUGUCAAGCUUUCAACAGAAUUUGUAAGUAACAUGUGUGAGAUUUCUAGUGGUGGUGAAAGGUUGUGAAUUGAGAAUGUAAAAGACUGGACUACCUUUUUGCAGGUCAGACACAGUAGAGAUGUCAGCACUCCCAGCUGUCCUUGGCAGUGCUGUCUCCUUCAGAAGCCUGAAGGAGACAGAUAAUCAAGUCUGACCUUUCUGAAACUAAUAGCUCUGGUUUUGUUGCAGCAAUUAUGUGAUCCUUUGGUCUGUGGGUGAUUAAUUAAACUUUUAACUCAUUUCACUUAGGGCACUGGAACAGAAUAAGAUACUAUAAUAGUGUUCAUAUGUUGCUAAUGAGAAUGGAUUUCACUACAAAGAUUGAAGUGUACUUGUAUUGUUAAUCCCUGAACCACUGAGGAACCACUGAACUUUGUGGUAUCUUUUUGUAUAAUUUUUUUUUAUGUAUCAUGAGGCCAGUGUUUAUGUACAAAAAAUCUGGUCUUUUUGUUUUUCAGACUUUUUUCUCCCAGAUAUUUUCCUGUGUAGAACAGAAUACUUGAUUCAAUAUUUUUAAUAUAUUUGAGAUGUAACUCUUCCUCCAGUGCGUUGUGGUCUUUCUCCUGUAUGUUUUCUGCUUGAACUUUCAACUUUAGAACUUUUUUUUAAUCCCAUAGAAGAAUCUGCUAAUAGUAGCAGUAGUCUUCUUAAAUAAGAACCAGACUUUGCCUUUUCUUUACAUUUAUUUUUUUGCAUUAUAAGUUUAAUCUUUGACAUCAUAGAGCUUUCUUGUUCUAAUUACUUCUGUUUUCCUGUUUUCUUAAGUUAAGCGUCCUUGAUGUUCUAUUCUGUUCUCGCUUUGCAUGAAUUAGUGUAAGAAAGAAGCUUCCCAAAUUGCUUGGCAUCUCAUCAAGGAAAGUGAAGGAUGAAUUCCAGUGUGAUAGCAUCAGAGGUAUUCAUUAUGUAACCUAAAAUAGAUCUAUGUGCUUUUGCUAAUGAUAGGCUCUUUAUUGUUUUUUUUCUGAAGAAAAAAGAUUGAGUAGGUUGUCCUAGGAGAUCAUGUGGUUAUGGAGAAAUGUAUUCUGGUACCUGGAGGUAUAUUUGGCAAUGACAUAAAAUUAACUACAUUUCACACUAAGAUAAACGGUGAAAUGAUGUAAUGGCUAGUUUUGAGUGGCAUGCAAAUGGCUCUUUACAGGUAAAGAGCUGCCCAUCAUCAGAUGAGAGGUUGACUUUCCCACCAAGAUUCAAAUAAUCCGGUAAUUGAUAACAUUUUUGCCUCUUUGAUAUGCAACAUUUCCUAGAUGUCAAGAUUCACCUGGGGCUUUGAACUGUUGUCAUAUCUGACAGCUUCCUCUGUGUGUCUGCUUGCCACAUUAGAGGCGAAGAAGACACCACCUAGUAAACUAUUUUAAAGAAUUGUUGUUUAAAGAAUUCUUCCAGCCUAAAGUAAAAGACUCAAGCACUUUGCCACAGUGGGUGCAUUAUACAGUAUAAUUAAAUGUAGCUGAUAACAUAGGUGUAACAAAAUAGCUUUCUAGAUUAUGCCAUUCUUGGAUACCUUUUUAGAACCUUUGUAUUUCUUUUCUCAGCUCAAUCCUUGUUCACUAUUUCUGCAAUAACUUUGAAAAAGAAGUUUUUGUUUUCACAGAAUCGUGAGCAUCCCAAGUUGGAAGGGACCUCAAAACAUCACCCAGUCCAACCUUUUGUGGCAAAGGGAGCCUAGAUGAGAUUAUCUAGCACCCUGCCCAGGCACGUCUUAAAAACCUCCUGCAAUGGGGCUCUUCCACAUCCCUAUGGAGGUUGUUCCACUGAUUGAGUGUCCUCACUGGGAAAAAUUUUUUUCUUAUAUCAAGAUGAAACUUCUCCUGGUGCAACUUCCUCUUUGUCUCCAUGUGUCUCCUGAAGAGAGAACCUCUGUCCUCUUUCUAGCCACCACUGAAAUACUGGAAAGCUGAUGAUGUGGCCCCUGAACCUUCUCCAGGGUGAAAAGACCUGACUCAUGCAGUUUCCUCAUGUGACAGGGGAAUUGUCAUUUUCCAGACACAACAUUGGAAAGACCAUAAAUAUGUGUUUUGGUUUUUUUUUAAUCCAAGUUCGGUAAGAAAGAAUUGCAUAAGCAUAUUGCCGAAAAAGAAGCAUUGCUUGUGCUGGUGAUAAGUGCACAUCCACCUUGUAUUUCUCUAUGUUUAAGCCUGAUUCUUACAGUAGUUCCAAGUGGAAAAAAAAUGUACUGCUUUCUCUGGAUGUGCUCAGUAUAAGACCAGAAUUCUAAAUGUUAAAAAACCCAAACAAAUCCAAACCCAAACAAACCCAACUGCCUGGAUUGAAUUACUGGAACAGGGAUUGGGUUCAGCUUCAGGACUCAGUGGAAAUCGUGCAGUAACUGGUUCAUGGGGCUUAAUGCAAUUUGACAUCACGGGUCAAUUUGUCACACAGUUACAAUACUUUGAAGAAAUAUCUUCAAAGAAGAGCUUGUUUCUUCAUGGAAAGUACCUGAAAGAGAAAGCUGAGAUUCUAAGAAGAUUAGAGUAGAAGCCAACAUCCUACCCUGAGAUAACUCACUGCUAGAUAAACCAGUCACAACUAAACUAACGGGGGAUUUAUUUUGGCAUGACUCAAUCAGUAUUUCAAAGUUUAUGGCAGUAACUCAAGCUUGAAGUAGAAAGUAUUAGUAAAAUUUCCAGUUGCUGUUUUCCUACCGCAUGAACUAUUAUAGCAAUUGACACAAAUUUAAUAAGUAAAAAAAAUGAGCAGUUGUACCUAGUUAAGGGUUUUCAGCAUGGACUUAAGGUCUUUAAAGGCAGUGGUUAAAGAGCACAUAAGGUAUUAAUACAUUUCUCCGAAUGUCUAAAUAAUUAAUUUUUGGACUUUCAGUGAGCUAUUUUUGUGCACUACAUCUGCUUGUGGAUCCUUGUAAUGGGCUCUAUAAAAUGCUGCAGUAGUGUUGUGAUCCUGGAUGUGCACAGUAUUUGUGACCUGGUGCUGAUGCUGUGUUCUGGCAGCUGUCAUGUACAAUCUCCUGGCUUGCCUUGUUCUUUUGGGCCUGGAGAAAUAAAAGAGAAAAAAUUUCCAGUAUACUCAGUGUAGCUGGCUGUGGAGACAUGGGAUAGAGAAGGAAGCAACCCUCUUGUCUUCCCAGCCUGGAUUUUCUUAGUGCUAACAAUAUACUGUGAUUCAACAAACAUUGUGCUACUGUUACUGUCUUUUUUUCCCCCCCCACUAUCAGUAUUAUGAAAUAUUCAAAAGGCAUUAAAGACAGGACACAAGUGAUCUUUUUUUGCCUUGUGUGUUCAGUGUGCAGACAUUGUGCACACUGAAUGUUGUCAUGUGGUAUUUUCUAUUAAGGCAAAAAUGGUGUGCCAAUGAUACACAAGGGCAAAUCUAUAUGGUGCUGGUUAGGAGAAUUCCUUAAACCAUUUAGGCUUGCAGGAUACACAGUUUGGUCUUGUUUGUCUAGCAAUAGGAUGUUGCAGUCUCAAUCAAUAAAAGCCAGGUUGACAGAGAGUGUGUGUGCAUAGAUACACAUUUCCACUAGAUACACAUUUGCACUAGCUUUGUUGACCUGGAGUAAAAGCAUAGCUUUAGUUAAGCUGUUAUUCAUCUGUAUAGAUAAAAUGUUUGCUGAACACUUGCUACUACCUGAAAAACCGUAAGGAUGAAUGUAACAAAUGUAAGGACAAAUGUAAUGUCUAUACUUACACUUUUUAUUACAGGAAUGUUUAUAUGGAAAAUACUGUUUUGUUUACACGUGUACCAGCUGCUCAUUACUUGCUUUUAGUCACAGCCCUUCUUGGGGUGACAAAGAGUGAUGUGAGGUAAAGGGUGAAUAGAGCACAUAGGGACAACUUGAGAAUUUAUUUCUGAUUUCUUAGUAUCUUACAAUUAAAAAUAAUUGCCAUAUAUGUUUUUGAGGCAAUGGAAUAUUUUAGGUGGCGGAACUCUACAGGGAAGAUUCUUGGUUUUUAUGCUGUCAAGUUUGCUCUUCAAGGACAUCAAGAACACACAAUGCUAUUAAGUAUAUCAUGUUUGGCUUUCCUGAAAUAUGCAUUACUCAUUUGUAUCUGCCAUAUUUCUUUCCAAAUAAAACUUCAGGAUCCACACUGUAGCACUUUCUUUGUAAAUAUGUUUGUAAAUCAUUAUCAAUCUGAUAUAAAGGAAAUCCACUAAAAGGAGUGAGGUUUAGAGUUUGAUAUUCUUAAAUGUUGAAAGAUGUGUUCCAUCCUGUGUUUUCUUGGAAGCUGGAUGUAUAGUAACUGUUAAUCUAGUAAUUCACUUUGCUGAGACUGAGGUGGUUAGUGAGAUAAUUUGCAUCAUUCUGGAAGGAAAGUAUGUAUAGAAAAGAAUCCCACAUCCAAAAUAGCAAAUGUCUAAACACUCUGUUUAUGUUGCACACAGACUUGCCUGGUGCUGCAUGGAAAGCCUACUGUAUUUUGAGGAAUUAAUAUGGAAAAGGAAAUCUCUGAGUGUUUAAUCUUUCUUAUUCCCACUUAGUUCAGUGGAGACAUGAGAUGGUUGUUUUAACAGUUGUGGAGCAACCUUCAUUCACUUGGAAUAUUAUUUCAGGAUCAUGGGCUUAAAAAUCACUUGAAUAGCUGAAACAGCAAUGAGUAGGUAAUGUCAGUGAAUUAAAGGGAAUGGCCAGUUGAUUCUGAACAUGUAUUAGCAGCUUAAGGAGGAUUCAGAUGUUACUGUGUUUUUCCACAGGAGUUAUAAAUGUACACAGCAUGCUUAUUAGAAAUGGGAAGCUGUUGAUUCAGAAUUUUUCAGAAUGUAGCAAUCUAAAAGACAGCAGUCUUGGUCUUGCUCUCCAACUUAACUAAAACUUUUGCAGGUCUCCCAUUGUGGAUGUAGAUCUGAGCUCUUUGUUCCUUUUACUCAAGAAGACUUUAUUCCCUGAUAACUGUUUAAGAUGCUCUCUGGUCUCUUUCUUGACAGCAUAGGAAAAUUGCUCAGCUGAUUUAAGAAAACAACUGAUUUACUCUCUUAUGUAUGUAGUCUUAUAAAAUUUAACCUAGUAGAGCAUCCACAGUGUUUUCCCUGUGCAACAUAGGACCACAUUUUUCAUAAAAAGUGUAUCUCAACAAAAUCUUCACAAAAUCAGUUACUUAGCACCAGAAUUGUUACUCUAGCAUUUUAUUUAGAUAUUUCAUCACUCAUAUUUGGAAUAUACUUAGAUUUUCAAGUAUUUUAUUUUAUUUUAACUAAGUUAUUGCUAUAGAAACAUGCAGGGUAUCACCCCCAAAUAUAAAAUUCAUCAUGACAGUAAUUGAGUCAAACUGGAAAGGAAACACUGAACAGAUUUGUUAUAUGAGUUCACAUAGGAUUUGGCUCUUGAGCAUGAGUUUGUUAAGAACACAGGAGGAAAUAAAGUAAAAGUAAAAAAUCUACACAAAAUUUAAAUACUAAGGAACUACUUAAAGAUAGUAAGAUUAAUUGCUUGGUUGGGAGCUGUAAGCAACUUGCAUUUCACUGUGGGCUAAAACGGACCGGUGUUUCUACCAGCAUAGAGGUUUGAGAACAUAUUUAGCAAGUGGAACAAUUUGUGGUAGGAAAUGCUGACUUUGAACGGUGUGUGAAGAUGGUGUACCAUUCUCAAGUGAACAUGAAUUUUCAGCAUGCCUUGCAGCCAAAAGGGUUGGUGAGAUCCUGAGGUUUAGAAAUGGGAAUACUGUCAGGGAUGUAAUAUUGCUGACUGUAUUUGACUCUGGUACAUCCUUUUGGAAGAAUGCUAUGCCCAGUUCCAGGAGUCAUAAUUUUCAGUAGUGCUGGGAAGUUGGACAUAAAAAGCCAUGAGAGCAAUAGAAGGAUUAAAAAAAAGCACUGGCAUGAGAGUCUCAACAAACAGAAUUUGCUUAGUUUAGUGAAAGAAUUACCCUAGACAAACCGUCUUGGGAGAUAAAAAAAUAUAAUAAGGAACUGUUCCAUCUAGUAGUGAAAGAGUGAUCCAGCAAUUCUAAGUAGAAGUUGGACAUGUUACAAGAAGGGAUAAAGGUACAUAACAGAAAGGUAAAGACUUCCCUGUCUGGACACGUUAGAUGAUUUUCUGAAAAAAUGUGAUUUGAUAGAAACACGACCAAUUCAGACAAAUCACAUCCUUGUUACACAACAGGUCAAAGCAAAUAAUCACAAGUCAUAUUUGGCUGCCCUAGGAGUAACUUGUCUGCUGACAGAAUUUCACAGAGGUUUGAGAGCCAGAGAUUGUGAACUCAUUUCAGUUCUGCUGUAGUGUGAUCAGUACACAGAGCAAGUUGUGCUCUAAAUAGGCUACUGGAUAUGUUUAGCCUUGUUCUUUCUGUCUCUAGAGAAUUGCAAAUGGACUACUAAUGCACACUCUGACUUGACUCAUGGCUAUUAGGAUAUGGCUCAUUAGUUUUAAAUUUCAUUAUACAAUACGUUCUGUGAUGGUUUGGGCUGUAUAUACUUUCAUUAUGAAAAUGAGGUGAACAGACACAGAAGGAAAGUGCCUGUGUAAAUGUCAGCUUUAUUGAAGGUAGCUAAUUAUUAUUUAUUUUUCCAAGCGUUUAAAAGUUAGAGAUCUUUUAAGGUUUUAUUAGAUACUCUUGGACACCUUCUUUCCAUUCUUGUUUACUUGGCAUUUUUCUGGGCUUUCACAAGCAAGUUGCAAUACAAUGGCUAUUUUCAAUUCAUUUUCAGCUCAUAAUAGGAUCUAUGUAAGACAAAAUGAAAAAUCCAAUGUUUCCUUUUUAUAGUUAAACUCGACCUUUUACAUUCCAACCAAAGAUGCUCCAUAAAGCUUAGAGAAGUUAAAGUGUGCUCAUAGGGUUCUGCUCUAGCAACAUAUUUUGAGAAAAAUGUAUUUUCCCUACAUUUUAGAAUAAUUCACUAAAUUAUAAAUAAAUAGAGUAAUUAUUUUGUGGACUUUUUUACUAAGUACAUGUGGCGAUCUGAUUCUGUUUAAAAUGCUAAUAAAUGCAUCCCAUCUCUAAUGAAACUGGUGCUUCCUGCAUAAUUAAUUAGCAUUUUAUACAGAUGAGGACAGGAAAGCCAUAUUCACAGUCAUUUUCAACCAGAAUAGUUAAUAAAAGAAUUCUUUACAGUUCUGAAAGGUCACACGUGAAUAGCUCAUUUCUGCAAAACGGGUAUUUUUUGCAAGUAAAAAUUUUAGUGAAGCUUACCUGGAAUCGUUGGUCCAUACAGCUUUUAUCCACAAGGUGGCAUUCCUAACAGGAGUUUACGAGACAUGGUAAUUUCUUGCAGUUUUUGAAGAGCUCUAAGUGAAAGGCAGUCAUGAGCAUUUGUAAUGUUAUAUGAGAUUUUUAUGUUUUAAUUUUUAUAAAAUGUAAUUAACAGUAAGUCAUUAACCUUAAUGAUAGUUUAAUACUCAUUGAUAUGUGAAGUACCCAGAACUAUGUGAUGGUUCCAGGUCAGCAAAACAGCAUGUUAAUUCAUGGCAUCACAUGCUCCUAUGGACACUUUCCAACUUUAAAUUCGGAAUCGAUUUUGCUUUAAUAAAAGAAUAUAAAAAUUAAAAAAUCUGUUAUUUAAAUCCAGAGCACAAAUAAUAGCAUGGAUCUGUAUGCAAAACCCCAGUGUUUGGGGUUUUGGUAAUGAGGCACCUUGUAGUGAGUGCUGGGUUAAAGAAGAGCGGAUAACAGUAUUCACAGGGAAGAAUUUUUCAUAGCUUAAUGUUACAAUCACCAAGAAGCGUAUUUUCAGAUGCCUAUCAUCCAGGCUGGUCACUGAGCCCACAGGCAGCCCUGCUUUCUUUCUGGCUUUAUAUCUUUUUCACUUGAUUGUAAUAUUUUUAUGCUAUAUAUAUGUAUAAAAAGAAUACAUUGCUUGUUAUUCUUUUUAUAGAAGCACGAAGGGAGUAUAAUACAACCUGCUAAACUGAUACAAGUGUACUAGGUUUUAUUUAACAGGGACAUGCGUAUUAUGCUUUUCUCCCCCAUGGGUAAGGUCCUGAUCUUACUUUUGCUUCUUUUGCUGACUUUGUUAGAUCAGACCUGAGCUAAGUAAUCAUUUCUGUUUCCAUUUUAGCUAGUGCCCUAGUUGCAUUUUGUUUGGAAAAAAAGGCAUAACCUUAAGUUUAUGCUUAAAGUGGAGUCCAGUGUAAACUGUGGAUUUAUUUUUUUUAAAAUUUAUUUCAAGCCAACAGAAAGGAAUACAAUAGAGUAGUUGUUUAUUUGUUUGUUUGACUUAUUGUUUUGUAGUAGCAAAAAUUCUGUGGUGUCUUUUCUAAUGCAUGUGUACAUUUCCUGUUAAUCCUUCUGGUCCAUGUGCUGCCCCCCACUGAUGCCUCAGCCCUCUGGUUUUGCUUCUUAUCAUUUAAUACAGCUGAGAGGGCGGAGUAGCAGCUACAUCCACUGCUGACACUAAUGACAGUCUUUGCUGAGUGACAGGGUACUACUUUGACAUUAAGCAGAUGUUCUUUUUCCUAACAUGCUAUUAUACCUCUCUCAUCUCUCAAAGAUGGCUAUGCAAAGGAGAAUAUGAAGUCUUGUUCACUGACAACAAUUGUCAGUCGAAAAACCCCACUUUUAGAAUGAUCAGGCAGGUAGAACCUACCUGCUGGAUGAAUCUGGCACAAGGACUGCAGAGACAAACUUCUGAGUUAGUAUCAUCUUAUGUUGACUACCAGUAAAAUUUGAGGGCCUGAACAUCUCCCACAUGCUGCAAAUCUUAAAGAAAUGUGAUGAAAAUGUCUAUUUCAAGGAUGCCGAAAUGUCUGGACAAAGAAAGUUAUAUAUAAUAAUUAAGAAUGUUGAUGAGGAAGUAAAUAAUUUCUGGCUGUUACUUUUCAAGUUACACCUUGAAUUCUCUUUGUAGUAGUUAGGCAUAGCACUAGGUGAGUAGAUGAGGGCAAGGUUACUCUGAGAAGAGCAAGGAGCCUGUCCUAGGGAGGAGGUUUAAAAAUAGGAAAAACAAAUGUACUGAGGAAAGAAACAUUCUCUGCUCUGAUGACUGCCAUGUGGAAAGGGCUUAAAGUGAAGGAUAGUCUGUAAACAGAACUAUACACCACUAAACAAGUGAACAGGUUAGUCAAGGUAAUGACAGGGUGCAGGGUCCCCCAAAAAGCCAUAAUGUGUAGGGUGCAAUGGACACCACCAGUAGAAAUCAGUGGUGUUGAGCAUUGCUUGUGUUGCUUCUGGGACAUCUCAGGAUGUUGGAUCAGAUGGAUAUGUACUCCAACUCCCAGGAGUUGGGAAAGAUUGCACUGAAUUUGUCCUUUUGCCUGAGUUAUAUGACAGUGACUAAGAGUUCAUAUAACCAAGGGCUUGCAGGUAACGCUGUCAGAAAAAUAUGGCCAUACUGACUGUAGACAAAUAAUAGUCCUGAUACUUUAUGAUGGAUCUGCAAAUUACUUUGUUAGUACAAAGCACAUCAGGGGCUAAUUUGAUGUGGUUUAUUGUUUGCAAGAGGUGGGUUAUAAAUGUUGGGAAUUGCAUUUUAUGUAACUGCUGCUGGGUAGGCAUAGGUAUGAGUAAGUGUGAACUGGGAAAGGAAAAUGAUACUGGGAACUGUAACCACGAGUAUUAUCACUUCCCAUCUGUAACAAACUUAUGCCUAGGGCAAAGAAGCACAAUUACUGACAGAAGCUGUGUUUGUUCAUGCAAGUGAUUUUAUUGCUCUAAGUGAUUUAUCACUGUGGAUUAUGUUUUUUGAUGAAAGACUUUUCUGGAAUAAUUGUACUCAAAAGGAAAUGAGUUGUUUACCUUCAAUAGACGACCAGGUUUGCCAAUUGAAAAUAAGUUAGAUUUUUAAAGUACUUUCAUGAGGGUUUUUAAUUGGUGGGAUACAAAGGGCUAUUGUGCAACAUGGGAGUUUGCUUCCCCAAGUUAGUAACAUAAUCUCUUUCUCUCUGCCUUUCACUUCCUCAGUCUCAGAAAUCUAGAACUACACAUUUUAGAAAAUCAUCAGAUACUUAAAUAUUUCAUAUGCUUCCAAAUAUGAUUUCACUUGGUCUAUUAUCAAAAGAAUAAGCUGGGUUCUCUGAAUUUAUAUUAGAUGCUGAAGAUUGAUGAUUACUGAAAAACAGCCCUCAUUUCCUUCACAAAAAGAUGUUACGUUUUAAAAUUGUGCAGCACCUGAACUGCCAGAAUCUUUGUUCCUUGUGCUCCUGGGUCACUGAUGGUAAAGCUCAUACUUUCUUAUGCAUUUGUAAAAUGCAUUUGUUGUAAAAAGAAAUAGUUAUAAGUUAUAUACCUUCCUUCUGAGAGGCAUCUGAAUGCAAAACAGACACAGAUAUCCACUAUGUUACUAUGGCCUGACACCAGAAUUACUUUACUAAAGGCAAAUCAAAGCUAAUACCCGGUCAACCCCUGUUCAAAUGCAGAGGCAAAGCUGAGCUGGAAGAUACCAAGUGCAAAGUGAACUUUCCAAUGCUGUGAAAAACCAGUAUAAAAGCCAGUUGAAAACUACUUCACAAACUACUAAGAUCUCUGUAGUGCCCAAUACCACAAAUUGUUACUCAUUUCUGCAAGGCACAGCUGACAGCUGAUGGGGGAAAUAAAGAAAUAUAAAUUACUUUACUUUUUAAAUCUGUCCAAAAUAAAGUUUGCCUUCUGUGAGCACUUAGCUGCUUGUGCUAAGCCCUAGGGUGAAGAGUGAGUCUCCCACCUCCCAAGGUGGUGGCUCUUCAGUCAGUUCAGGGCCAGCAGAAGAAUCAUUUUCAGUGAUGAGAUCUUUUUCCUUGUAUUAAUGCAUGAUCUGUUUCAUAAAUCAAAUUACAUAUAAAUGGAACAACUUAAAAGUAAUUGUGCAGCUGAGCAACUGAUGAGUUACUGUGCCUUAUGGCUGCUGUGGCUGUGUGGGUAAGCACCAAAAAGACAAAAAUUGGUCUCUUUAACCUCCAUUGUUCCUUCUACCUCCCCAAUGAGUUUCCUGUCACUUUAAUUUAGGAUGUAUUUUGAUCAACUUAUGAAAGCAAUUCUAUGAUACAUUUGUCUCCAAUUCCCAAGAAACAAUUUCCCAGUCCUGUGUUCCUAAAUUCCCUUCUGUAUGCUGCCUUACCUUUUUUCUUUUUUUGGUAGCUGUAAUAGAUGUUGUUAGUGAUGAUGCUGUUUGUAGAUCUGGUUUUAGAGGACAGACAGAAGAAUUAAGCAACAUUUGGAGUGUCAUUGAGACCACCUUGGUAAUUUUUUUUGUUUUGCAAAGCAGAUGUCUCUGUAAUGCACUCAAAUUCUUCACCGUCACCCAUUAUCAUGAAGUCAUUUUAGCAUAACUAUUUUUUAAUUCUCUAAGCCUUUUUACGGGAUAAUUUAAAAUCAGUCUUUGUAGGAUAAAUUUAACUCUAUAUUACAAUUCAAAAUACCAGAAUCAUAAAAUUUAGAAAAAAUAAUCUUGUAAUAAUAAUUUUGUAGUUAAUGUAAUUAAUUUUCUUCCAGGCUGAUACUUGGACUGCAAAUCGAGAGUUUUAUUUCCCUUUUGGCCUCAGGUACCCUCUGAAAUGUUCAGACUUAAGUUCUGUGAACUGUGUUGUCAUUCUGUGUUGUGACAGUGUGUUGUCACUCUAAUUCUGACAGCAGGAUUUUACAAACUGUCAAGAGUUCUGAACAGAAGGAAAAGUGUAUGUAUGCAACAAUUUCCAGUGGAUCAGAAAACCAGGAGACAUUAUUCUGUUAUUAUAACUUGACCUAAGAGGAGAAGAGGUGCAUGUGUAUGAGCAUGCAGAUACUUGAUAAGUUGAUAUCUUUUCCAUAAAGCUUGAAAGUGGUGAUUUUUGCAACGUUUCAGAUUGAUUAGGGGUUGUUGGGGUUUUCUUCCAAAUUCAUGAUGGAAUGACACAAAAAUUAAGAGCUAUUUUUAAAAUCAGACUUUGAUAUAUAGAAAGUAAUAAAUAGGAGGACAGCAGUAGCAAAAGUCAGAUCCAGUGAAUAGUGAAAAGCUGGACACAAUUCUGUGCCAAAUGCCUCUGAAUUAAUGCCUGAGACUGAAAUUCUGUUCCUUUAAACGUGGUCAUGACUAAAACAUGCUAUUUCUAGCCUUAAAAUCUUACUAUAAAAGCAGAGUUGUGUUUUUCUUGAGAGAUUUGUGUAAAUUCCUGCUGCAGGGAGGCUAGGUAGCAGGGAAAUGGCUUUCUAGGGGGAGCUGAGAGGGGUGGUUCUACUUUUUGUCCAGCAAUAAUUCUGAUCUAAAGGAAUAGGAAAGCACUGAAAAUUUUAUUUAAACCUCAAAAAUUGUAUUUAAUGUGGGAUGGGCAUUUAUAGUUUAGCAGUCUGUUUAUCUGAAGCUAUAUGACUUCUUCCUGACUGUGAAGGCUCCCAGGACAUGUUGUUCAGUUUAUUGUGUGUUCUGAGAGACAGAAAAUGUGAAAGAAUUUGUGUAUAUGCACAUGUAUCUAUAAUGUACAUGCAUGCAGACUGUAUAUGUAUCUCAGUUUAUUGUGUGCACAGAAUAUCACGUUCUCAGGCUCAGAAACACAGCAUGGUUUGCAGCCCAGGGCCCCAGCUGGCCUUGGCCCUUGGCUGGUUUUGUGCAGCACCGUUGCCUGACCUUGGCUCACUGUCACUGAGAAGGCUGUUGCUGAGCUCUCAGAGUCUGUAAACUGAAACCGUGUAAGAUAAGAAAAGUAAAACCAGGCAGAACUGAACGUGCUGCGCUGGGAAGACUGUCUCAGGGACUGGGGACAAACACUGACAUGGAAUCUAUAAAACCUGAGGGAGAAAUCAGAGAUGUAGAAGAUGGCAUCUCUGCAACUGCGAGGACUUGUACUGAAGUACUGGGGUAUUGUGACAUGACUGAAAUACUUUUCUUGUUAAAGUCUGCAACACCAAUAAAAAGUAACAGAAACCACCUCAUAUGCUUUUCCGCAUUUUUUCUGCACUGACCCUCAUCUCAUCAGCUCCCUCUGAUCCAUCUGAAACACACUUCUCUGAUCAGCCUUUGGUCAAAAAUGCCUCUUGAUACCUUUUACUGCUUUGCUCGUUUCCCUCCAUGAAAUCGUGUGAAUCAUACAAACCCCCAAGGCACACUUGGCAUGUGGUGCUGUUGUCUCACUUCUCUUGACCCCAGUGUCCACACUGGGAUGGUGCUGCAGUGACCAGCCAGCCGUCUGGACUCCCAUGCAGAUGCCCAGCUUGGCUGCAGGGCUGGAAGGGCGAGGAACAACAUUCCCAGCCCCGAUAUGAGUACCCAGGGUUGGGGUAGGGACUCAGGACCCAAGAAGCUUUGCGCUAUUGCUUACACAGGCACCCAGGUGAAAAUAACUUUGCUUCUAAUCACAGCAGGCACCACGGCUGCUGGGCCCUGGCAUAGGUUCCCUCUUGCUGUCAGAGCCAAAGCCAGCAGCUGUCUCCAUAAGCACAGUACAUUUCAUAUAUGGCAGACUCUGAGCUGCCUUCAGAUCCUUCUGAUUAAAGAAAUAAAGUCGUUCUGGGAGUGUUUAGUGUGCCAUCUGGGAUGUGCUCUGCAGCUCCUCAGACCAAACUCGAGAUGGUAUGUUUCCUUGUCUCUCAUGUUUUUGUAAGUCUCCUUCUUACCAUCACCAUAUCUUUUGUUACCAAUCUCCUCAUCUCAUUUCUGCUACCAGGUGGUUAAGCAAGCAAAAGGGCAUUGCACAAAGGGACUACCUGGACAAUUUAAGCUGGACUGCAAGUGUACAUUGGUUCCAUCCAUUUUAAUUUGGAGGGGGGGGUGUUUGAGUUUGUUAUUUGUUGAUAGUGGUUUUUUGUUGUUGAGGGGUUUUUGUUUGAUUGUUUUUGUUUUUUAUAAAUGAAGAUGCAAAUAUAAAAUGGUUGGCAGUUUAGCUGUCCCUGAAAUGUCAGAUCUGAGGACCGGAUUUGGAAUGGGAUUUCUCUCUGAUUUUGUUAGAGCAUCCAUUUUGGCAUAUAAGUGAAAGUUACAGCAGAAAUUAUGUUGGUGAGACGUUUCCAAAGCUACAAAGUGUGAACUAGAUAUAGACAAAAGAGGGAAAAGUGUAUCCCAUGAACUAACCAGCCCACUUGAUCAAAUCACUCAGGAACCUGUAAAAGUAGGAUUUCAUACAGAAGGAAGAGAUGAAGGUGCUCAGGAAAAAAAGGCUUUCUAGUCAUACCGUGAACUCCUGCUCUGUAGCAGCUGCUGCCGCCCAAACUCCUCUAAAAAAACCAGUCUCUGCUGUAAGCUGAUGGCAGAAAUGUUGUUGCAUGGUGUACAGUAGCAUUUACUUUGGGGCAUUUGCUAAAAAGGCAAAAGAUACAUUUUGGAAAGAGACAGCAGUCUAUCAACUGGAAAAUAAAUUAUCUUUCUCUGCGGCCCACUCCAUUAUACCCCACUGCCCUUAGAUGCCUCCUCUGAACUUGGAUUCAGUACAUUUCCAGGCACAUCUGGGCUUAGAAAACAUAUUAUCUUGCACAAGGGAGAGCAGGUGGUCCUGUGCAGCCCUGUUUGUGUUCAGCCUAAUCUGAGAGAUUGGCUUUUGGAGGAAGGGCAGAGAUCUGGGGGCAUAUAUGCAAUUCAUCAUCACUGUGUCCAACUGAAUGUGAGAAACUGCUACACCUGCUGCUCUGCUUCAGAUGGGCUUUGAAAUACAGGCAGGCUGAAGGACGUGUGAGUUUUUCUUUCAUGAUAACAAAAAUAAGCACUUUGUUCUGGUGACUGUAAAGUUAAGGCAGUUUCCUACAAGCAGCGAUAAUUCAAGAUCAGUUUCUGGCUUGUGAUUGACACAGAAAAAAGAAGAGUAUUUUUGAAAAUGCUGGUAGAUUUUAUUAGUAAAAAAAAAAAAAAAAAGGAAAGAAAAUCACUGCUAAUUUUCAGUUUGCUGAGUUUAAUACGUCAUUUCCAACAGAAACACACUGAAUUAUCAGACAGAAGAGAAGUAAUUUCACUGCUGUGAGACAAAAUCAUCAGUAUAAAGUAACUGUUAGAAGUCUUCAUCGUGCUCUAGGAAGGAGUCCGGGUUCCUUUAUGCCACAAGAAGUUCAAACAAUGUUCAGCUGUGAAACAGGACCCAGAAUAAUGAUGCAAAGCAAAUGCCUGUUCACAUACACAACUUGUCCAAGGGCAUUGAGAGUGUGUUAGAGGGCUGGGAAGAUCCCUAAAACCAAACUGCUGGUAUGGGUGUGCCCUGAUGGAAAACAGACCCAGCAUACAGUAGCUCGGAGGCUGUGUUGGAAGAUGCAAGCUGUGAAUGCACUUUCUGUGUUUGCCAGACACUUUUAGACAAAACUGGAAAGAUUCAGUCCUGACUCAUGAAAGAUUUUUGCAAAUCUGCAGAUGCCAAGCUUGAGUUUGAGGUCCAGGAGAGGCCAAGUGCCACCUGUGUGAUUGUUGCUGCAGCAGUACUAUUGCGUCCUCCCCAGUGCAGAAAUUGGGGAAUUUUGCUGCCCUGCCAUGGGGAGCAGGUGGGUUCAUGCCCAGGGUGAGUGCAGGGCUGGGUCCUGCUUUCCAGAACUACGAGUGCUGGCUGCCCCAUCCUGUCCUGGCCUCCUUCACCCUCUGCCCUUGCUGCAGUACCACAGCUGCCUCGUACCAUGGUCCUUCCCUGCAGUGAGUGGUUUAUCUGCACUGCCAAGAGCCCCUGGGCUAAUUUGGGGGUUUAGGGAAGGCGAUAACAGGUAUACUAACAGUGCAUAUAGAUAAUUUAAUAUUUGAUUUUGGAAAAAAAAAUUGAAAUCCAAUUUCCAAACGGUGUUUAAAAAUUGAUUGUAAGAAGAAUCUGAAUUUCCCUUGUAAAUAAUAAAAAUUAUAAGUUAUCCAUUGGAAAUACAAUCUGCAGCUUCAUUGAAGCUCAUUUAUUUAGGCAGGCUAUGAAUUAUUCUGGUUUUAUUCAUCACCUGACUAUCUGGAUGAUUCUGUGUAACAUUAGCAUCCACAUCUAUAUAAUGGAAGUAAUAGUACUAUGCAUCUUUGAAGAUGACUCUGGAAUUUCAGAAUAAAGAGUUUAUUAAAGUGCUGGAUUUUACUUUGUGGAAACUCUGAAACCUGAUUCAUUUCAAGUGAAUCUCGAAAGUGUUGUAGAGUCCAGUGGGAGCAAGAUUGAAUUACUGCAAAAUGCAGGCUUGGAAUCAAUUAUAUAUUUAUUACCUUUAAAACAAUUAUCCAUUACAUUCCCUCUUA
This is a messenger RNA of Myiozetetes cayanensis, 18638 nucleotides long. It is a transcript of the gene THNSL1, whose product is annotated as threonine synthase like 1. The record is from RefSeq and is a predicted model, not a curated record. Gene Ontology annotation, biological process: amino acid metabolic process. Gene Ontology annotation, cellular component: cytoplasm. Lineage: Eukaryota; Metazoa; Chordata; Aves; Passeriformes; Tyrannidae. The coding region runs from base 1 to 2529 and encodes 842 amino acids. Gene Ontology annotation, molecular function: pyridoxal phosphate binding. The transcript has 3 exons.